This is a messenger RNA of Lachancea dasiensis, 2310 nucleotides long. Lineage: Eukaryota; Fungi; Ascomycota; Saccharomycetes; Saccharomycetales; Saccharomycetaceae. The record is from the annotation of a GenBank genome assembly.
AUGGUUCAAUCGUCCGUCUUAGGUUUCCCAAGAAUUGGAGCCAACAGAGAGCUAAAGAAGACUACCGAAGCCUACUGGCAAGGAAAGGUCAGCGUUGAGGAAUUGUUCAAGGUCGGAAAGGAAAUCAGAGAACAUAACUGGAAGUUGCAAAAACAAGCCGGCGUUGAUGUGAUUGCCUCCAACGACUUCUCGUUCUACGAUCAAGUUUUGGACUUGUCUUUGUUGUUCAAUGCUAUCCCAGAACGUUACGCCAAGUAUAACUUGUCCCCAAUUGACACCUUUUUCGCUAUGGGUAGAGGUCUACAGAAGAAAGCUACCGAGACCGAAGCUGCUGUCGAUGUCACUGCAUUGGAAAUGGUCAAGUGGUUUGACUCGAACUACCACUACGUCAGACCAACUUUCUCGCACUCCACUCAAUUCAAAUUGAACGGCCAAAAGCCAGUCGACGAAUUUUUGGAGGCCAAGGCUUUGGGUAUCCAAACUAGACCUGUCUUGGUGGGUCCGCUCUCUUACUUGACCUUGGGUAAGGCGGACAAGGAUUCUCUAGACUUAGAGCCAUUGAGCUUGCUCGAGAAGUUGCUACCAGUCUACGCUGAAAUUUUGAAGAAGUUGGCCGACGCCGGUGCCACUUCCGUGCAAUUAGACGAACCAGUUUUGGUCUUGGAUUUGGAUGAAAAGACCCAAGCUGCAUUCAAGACUGCUUACGAUUUCUUGGCUUCUCAAUCUGGUUUGCCAGCCAUUACUCUAGCCACCUACUUCGGCACCGUCGUUCCAAACUUGGGUGCUAUCAAAGACUUGCCAGUCGCUGGCUUCCACUUUGAUUUUGCGAGAAACCCAGAACAACUAGAUGAAGUUGCUUCCAUUCUAAACGACAACCAGACCUUGUCCGUUGGUGUUGUUGACGGUAGAAAUAUCUGGAAGAACGAUUUCGCGAAAUCUUCUGCGAUUGUUCAAAAAGCCAUUGAAAAGGUUGGCAAGGACAGAGUUGUUGUUGCCACUUCUUCCUCUCUACUACAUACUCCCGUCGAUUUGGAAAGUGAAAAGAAACUAAACCCUGAGAUUAAGGACUGGUUCUCUUUUGCCACUCAGAAAUUGGCCGAAGUUGCUGUGAUCGCCAAGAACGUCUCUGGCGAAGAUGUUUCUGCUGAACUGGAGGCUAACGCCAAAUCUGUUAGCACCAGAGCUUCUUCCAACAUUACUAACAAUGAAGCUGUUCAAAAGAGGGUCCAGUCCAUUGACGAAAAAAUGUCCAGACGUCUCUCCCCCUUCCCAGAGAGACUGGCUGUUCAAGAAAAGGCUUUCAAAUUACCAUUGUUCCCAACCACAACGAUUGGUUCCUUCCCACAGACUAAAGAUAUCAGAAUUAACAGAAACAAGUUUGUGAAGGGUACCAUCACUGCUGAGGAAUACGAGAAGUUUAUCAAUGCUGAAAUCGAAACCGUCAUCAGAUUCCAAGAAGAAAUUGGCAUCGACAUUUUGGUUCACGGUGAACCAGAAAGAAACGACAUGGUUCAAUAUUUUGGUGAACAGAUUGACGGGUACACCUUCACCACCAACGGUUGGGUUCAAUCCUACGGUUCUAGAUACGUUAGACCACCUAUCAUCGUUGGUGACUUGUCUAGACCUAAGCCAAUGUCUGUUAAGGAAUCCGUGUACGCUCAAUCUAUCACCACCAAGCCAUGCAAGGGUAUGUUGACCGGUCCCGUCACGUGCUUGAGAUGGUCUUUCCCAAGAGACGACGUUGACCAAAAGACUCAGGCUUUGCAACUGGCCUUGGCUUUGAGAGACGAAGUCAACGACCUAGAUGCUGCGGGUAUCAAGAUCAUUCAAGUGGACGAACCUGCCUUGAGAGAAGGUUUGCCAUUGAGAGCUGGCCAAGACCGUUCCGACUACUUGAAGUGGGCUGCUGAAUCUUUCAGAAUUGCUACAUCGGGAGUUGGUAACGAAACCCAAAUCCACUCUCACUUCUGCUACUCCGAUUUGGACCCUAACCACAUCAAGGCGCUAGACGCCGAUGUCGUGUCCAUCGAGUACUCCAAGAAGGACGAUCCAAAGUACAUUUCUGAGUUUUUGGACUACCCUAACCACAUUGGUCUUGGUUUGUUCGAUAUUCACUCCCCAAGAAUUCCAUCCACCGAGGAGUUCAAGGCCAAGAUUGAAAAGAUUUUGGAGUCCUACCCAGCUGAAAAAUUCUGGGUCAACCCUGACUGUGGUUUGAAGACCAGAGGAUGGGCAGAAACCAAAGAGUCUUUGACUCACAUGGUCGAAGCUGCCAAGUUCUUCCGCGAAAAAUAUGGUGCCAAGAAAUAA